AUGAAGAAAUAUAUUCUGGAGAAAGGAUCUGAGGAAAUUGUUCUUAAAGCAAUGGGACGUGCUAUAAAUAAGACUGUAAUGAUUGCUGAACUGAUCAAGAGAAGGAUUGUUGGCCUGCAUCAGAACACUCUAAUCGGAUCAACUGAUAUAACUGACAUGUGGGAACCGCUAGAAGAAGGCCUUCUUCCUUUGGAGACUACUCGCCAUGUUUCAAUGAUCACAAUUACCUUGUCAAAGAAAGAACUGGAUACAUCCUCCACUGGAUACCAACCUCCUAUUCCAGUUGAUCAAGUAAAACCUUUAAAUGAAUAUGAAGAGGAAGGAGAAGGCUCACCAAGGAUGCGAGGAAGAGGGCGUGGGCGUGGUCGUGGAAGGGGCAGGGGUAGAGGAUUUUACAAUGGGGGUAUGGAAAAUGGUGAUGGCUGGGAUGGUGGACGUGGCUAUGGUGGCAGAGGGCGAGGCCGUGCAAGGGGUCGUGCUUUCCGGGGACGGGGACGAGGCUAUGGUGUCCAGCCGGUUGGGUACUAUGACUAUGGUGAAUAUGAUGCGCCACCUGCCCCACGUGGUCGUGGACGUGGAAGGGGAAGAGGCCGGGGACGUGUUCGUUAUGAAGGCCGGGGAGCAGCUGCUUGAUAUAUGAUGUUGGUUAUCAUGUGUAUGUUCUGUUAGAUGGUUGUCCUUCUGCAUAUCAUUUGCGUGAUCUGCUAAUAUUUUGGUAUUAUUUGCAACGUUCAAUGUUGCAGCCAUGUUCCUGCAGUUUUGUUUUUGUAGUUUUUCUUUGUAACCUCUAUAAUUUUGCCUAGAUCGGUAGGUGGAGUUAGAUAUAUUUCAUUUGUUUAAAUACUUAAAAGAAUUAAAUUGUAAAUUUUUUUAAUA
This is a messenger RNA of Gastrolobium bilobum, 876 nucleotides long. RefSeq names its product putative glycine-rich cell wall structural protein 1. Lineage: Eukaryota; Viridiplantae; Streptophyta; Magnoliopsida; Fabales; Fabaceae. Gene Ontology annotation, molecular function: RNA binding. The coding region runs from base 1 to 633 and encodes 210 amino acids. The transcript has 8 exons. The record is from RefSeq and is a predicted model, not a curated record.